This is a messenger RNA of Papaver somniferum (opium poppy), 729 nucleotides long. RefSeq lists its product as uncharacterized. The transcript is spliced from 2 exons. The coding region runs from base 1 to 729 and encodes 242 amino acids. NCBI's taxonomy places the organism in Eukaryota, Viridiplantae, Streptophyta, Magnoliopsida, Ranunculales, Papaveraceae. The record is from RefSeq and is a predicted model, not a curated record.
AUGGAUAUCCCUAUUGAGUAUCAGUGGAAACCAUCCAAAUGCACUAGUUGUUUGGUUUUUGGUCCUUCGAAUAAGGAGUGCACUAGAAAACGGAAGGCUAGAUGGACACCCAAGAAAGUGAUUAAAGGAAAGGAUGAUGGGGAGCAGAAUUCUGAGAGAAUUGUUGAGUCUAUGAAAUUGGUUUGUAAUAGUGUCAACAAUAAUUUCAAGGUAGAUGAAAUUUUGUUGAUAGAGAGUGUUAUUGGGGAAAAGGGGAAAAGAACAGUGAGUGGUGCUGAUUUAAAGUCUACUGCUGCAAAGGACUCCUCAGGUGUUGAGCUAUCAGCACCGGAUAAGGGGACAAAUGUCAAGUGUUGCUUUGAGAAGAAGUCCAAAGUUACAAGUGCGGGUUUUAAGAAGUUAGAAGUGGUUGCAAAAGCAUCAGUUUCUCAUUCCUCUAAGUCUCUGGGGAAACAAGGAAAUGGAAAUGGCAAUUGUAAAAGGAGUUAUGAUGCAACAAUGCAAAAGGUGAAGUGCUCAGCUUCAGCUUCUGCAACAAAAUCUCCUGGAAAAGCUCCUUCCGAGCCAGCUGUAGUGCAGAAGGUAGAGAAAGAGUGUGAGGAUGAUAGUGAUGGGUUCUCAGAUAUAAAACCUGACAAGGAUACUCAUUACAUGGCUAUUGAAGAGAAAGCGAGCAAAAGAACUGAGAAAAAGCUCUUAAAGCUCCCAAUGGAAUGGAAAUCUUCCUAA